This is a messenger RNA of Plodia interpunctella (Indianmeal moth), 2403 nucleotides long. It is a transcript of the gene C1GalTA, whose product is annotated as Core 1 Galactosyltransferase A. Gene Ontology annotation, molecular function: N-acetylgalactosaminide beta-1,3-galactosyltransferase activity. NCBI's taxonomy places the organism in Eukaryota, Metazoa, Arthropoda, Insecta, Lepidoptera, Pyralidae. Bases 856 to 1923 code for a protein of 355 amino acids. The transcript has 8 exons. The record is from RefSeq and is a predicted model, not a curated record. Gene Ontology annotation, cellular component: membrane.
AUAUUAAUGGUGAUAAGUGUUAUAUACUUAAAGAUUAUAUAAUUAUUUUAUUGUAUAAAUUGACCGAUCAUACUGAUUUCAUAUUCACACUUCUAAAUGUUAUGUGUACACACCGGCAUGUAGUAUAGCAAAACAGAUGUUACACUCCAAGGAAUAGUUCAUUUAGAGAUUGAACUUAAAUUAUUUUAUUAACUUUAACUUUGGACAUCAAUUGUUUGUUUAAAUUUGUGGCCAUUCAUUCUGUAUUUUGAUAAGUCAGUAGUUGAUUGCCUGAACAAUAUGGCCUUGUCAAUGCUCUCAUUGUGCAGAGCUCGCAUAUAUAUCCUAUUUGUAUCAUGUGAACUAUUGAUUGGAUGUGUUAUUGAGAACUAGCUUUCUGACGGCGGCUUCGCCCGCGUAAAUUUCCCACGGAAACAGUUAUUUUUUCAGCAUGAAAAAGUACCCUAUGUCCUUCUCCAUAAUUCAAACUACAUUAUAUGCAAAUUUUCAAGAAGAUUGGUCGCUUUCGCAUUUAUAAUAUUAGUUAGGAUAUUAGCACACACAUUGAUAUACUUGCACUCAUAUUGUAAAAAUAUGUAUUCUUACAGUAAACUUUUAAUAAGACACUCUAACAAUUACGAUAAAUCUUAAAAAAAGGUGUUGUCAUCUACUUUAUCAAUUGAAUCUCACCAGGCCAUCUCUAAACACAUUUAACAAUACACCAAUGGCAUUUUUUCAUCAUAAAAAGAAACAAACAGACAAGCAGAAUGUGUGUACACAUAACGAAAUUUGUCAUUCGUCUUCAAUACAAUGGCUGGAUGGUAUUUCUAUAGCACUUCUAGUCAUAUAACGUGAUCCCGAGACGAAUCUUGUGCGAUGGGCCUUAUCAGGGCAGAAUCUCGGGUGAUGGGUCGCCGUUUUGUUCUAACAUUGGCGAUUGGGAUAUCUGCUGGAUUUAGUGUCGCAUACAUAUUCUUAACAUCGACAGAACACAGCAGAGAUAUAGCAUAUUCUCAGUACAGAGAAUCGGCAAGAGAUUUGGAUAAGCACCCGAUUUCAUAUCUGGUUGAGCAUGGCACAGACGAAACGGCCCACAAAAAUGAAGACAGAACGGUUGCCGAUGAACUGGCAAAGAAGGUCAGGGUUCUCUGCUGGGUGCUGACACAACCCAGCAACCAUUACAAGAAGGCUAAACAUGUGAAAGCCACGUGGGGGAAGAGGUGUAAUAAAUUGGUCUUUAUGAGCACGGAGGAAGAUGCAUCUUUACCUGCGGUCAAACUACCCGUGCACGAGGGUCGUGAUUACCUCUGGGCGAAAACGAAGGAGGCGUUCCGUUAUGUGUACGAGAAACAUAGAAGAGAAGCCGAUUGGUUCCUCAAGGCCGACGAUGAUACGUACGUGGUAGUAGAAAAUCUACGAUACAUGUUGGCCGAUUACGAUCCCAAGGAACCAAUUUAUUUUGGAUGUCGAUUCAAGCCUUUUACACAGCAGGGUUACAUGAGCGGCGGUGCGGGCUAUGUACUGAGCCGGAACGCGUUGGAGCGUUUCGUGAACCUGGCGCUGCCUCGCCCGCAGCUCUGCAAGGCCAGCGAACACGGGGCAGAAGACGCAGAGAUGGGCAAGUGUCUGGACAAUAUUGGUGUGAAGGCGAUGGACUCGCGUGACAACUAUCACCGCGGUCGAUUCUUCCCAUUCGUGCCCCACGACCACCUGUUCCCCAACAAGGACAAGGACUUUUGGUACUGGCGUUACAUCUACUAUCCUACCGAAGACGGUCUCGAUUGCUGUUCAGACCACGCGAUAUCCUUCCACUACGUGUCUCCAGACAUGAUGUAUGUGAUGGACUAUCUCAUAUACCACCUGCGACCCUACGGCAUUAGGUUCGGUAACGGCGAACUUCCGAAGAUACUGCGGAACGAUACCAAAGAAAUCGCUACUACUUGAACUGUGAUUAUUUAAAGUUAUAUAAUAGAAUUCAGUAAGUUAACCCAUCCGAUAGGAAAUAAAUUGAUUUGCUUAAUUUGGUCCCCUUGGGGGGUGAUUUUAUGAACAGUUCUUUUAUACAGUAAUUUACCAAAGUUGAAUAAUUUUGACGUAAAAUUAUAUAAAAAUAAUUAUGGCAUACUAUUUUAACCCCUAAGGGAUCAAUUUGAUUUUUAUACGUCAAAUGUUGUCCGAGUGAUAUAAUUGUGUAUAUAGGGGAUGUAAAUUUUGACCAGUGAUUUAGAAAUUCAAUUUAUUAAUAUUAGACAGUUAUCACUGGAAAAUAAAUCUAAUCAGGAUAAUGUUGGAAUCAGAUGAACCCAUUAUCAUAUUUGACCCCCUACAGGGGUUAAGUUGCCAAAAAUUAGAUUAGGUUCCGGGGUGAAUUUGUUUAAAAAAUGGAAAUGCAAAAGAUUAAGAUAUUGGCGUUGUCUGUUUUUU